Molecule: messenger RNA, 1639 nt
Organism: Rhopilema esculentum
Lineage: Eukaryota; Metazoa; Cnidaria; Scyphozoa; Rhizostomeae; Rhizostomatidae
Molecular function (GO): 3'-5'-RNA exonuclease activity
Source: RefSeq, a predicted model, not a curated record
AAAAAUCGAUAUUUAUCCCAUCCGAUUGAUCAAAGGUCAGGUUUGCAUCAGCGAAAAGAAAAACUGUUAAUCGUUGCAACUAGAAAGCUGUGGAGGCUCAAAGAUAUCAAAGAAAGAUUUCUGUGCUAUCCACCUUUUCAUUUCAUAUUUAGAAAGCUUAUUUUGGAUCGUGAUACCAGAUAGUUUGAACGAUGCAACUGUGAUGUGAUGGAUUUAGUGAUGGCGUUUGGCUUGUAUAACGAUAUAUGUGACGAUAUUAACUUUACAUGCCGCAAACGGUCAGUUUUACACAAAUUACUGUCAAGACAUUGAUAUUUUAGAUAUCGCUGUUCUUUGCAGACGCCAACAUCUAAUGGAGCAAAGCAGUAUUUUCAUUAGUUGAAUUGCAUGUCGGGGGUCCUACACACGACUCGCAUGGCAUCGCUGCGAUUAUCUCUUAGACCAGUUUUUGUUUCCAGUCAACACCAGUGGAGGAGAAUUUAUUAUCAAACACACAAGAUCAAUAGUCAUUGCUGUCGCUCCUUUCAUCGGAGGCCUAGCCAGUACUCAAUGGCAUGCCAAAGACCGAGACUUAGAACAGCCGAUUUCGUUGCAGAGCAAGGUGAAGUUUUGUCAACAACGUCGAGGUGGGAAAAUGCAAGGACAUUCAAAAUGGGAACUUUUAAUUUGUUGGCUCCUUGCUACAAAACCAUAGCUCCUGGAAGUUGGAAGACAUGGUGGGGUGGGCAAAAAGAAAGUGCUCAUCCUGAUCAAUUUUUGUCAAGAUAUGAAGAAAUUUUUAAGAUUUUUGAAGCACUGCCUGCAUUUGAUUUCCUCUGUCUGCAAGAGUUUUGGUUUGAUUGUGGCAUAGCUGAGCUUUUCGAGAAAAGAAUUGGAGACAGGUAUUACAUCUUGAAACAUAGGCGUCCAACUAGGCAUGAUGGUGUAGCUCUGCUAGUCAGUAGAAAUUUCAGGAUAAAGGAUGUUGAAUAUAUAAAGUAUAAUGACAUUGGUAUGCGCGUGGCACUACUAGCUCAUGUUGUGGAUCCCGAUACCAAUCAAGAAGCUGUUAUAGUCACUACACAUUUAACCUAUUUGGCAAAUUACCUAGAUCAGUUCACAAGAAUGACACAAGCCAAAAAGCUGGUUGAAGCAAUUGAGUCGUAUAUGCAAGGAUUACACGGCAAAGAUAUCCCAGUGUUUUUGGCAGGAGACUUCAAUGGCAGCCCAUCUGGACCGAUAUACAAGUUCUUUUCAGAGCAUGGUUUCCGGUCAUCAUAUUUCAACUACCAUGGACGUGAACCACUGAUAACACACCUAGAUCAUAAUUCUUCCGUACUAGCUGUUGAUUACAUUUUCUACAGAAUGCCUGAAGAACUGCAAUGCAAGGUCGAUGAUGCAUACCUGGUUCCAAGGGACCGUUCGGAUACGGAAUGGCCCAGUGAUUUCACCGCGUCAGAUCAUAGACUUGUUUUUUCUGAAAUUUCAGUAUCUGAAAGAUUCUCUUGAAUCUAUUGAGAUUCCAAAAAACCACAUUUGUAAAAGAAAAUGGAGUUAUCGUUUUGAAAAGAAACAAUAGAAAGUAAAGGAAUAUAAUAAAUAUAGGUCUAUUAUAACGAUUGUUUGAGAUUGCCGUUUGUAAAUAAACAUUUUUCAAUAU